CAUAUGUUUGCCCGUAUGUAGUCACUAGCUUGAGCCACCAAACUCAUGACACACAUACCGCAAUAUCACCAAUCAACGGUCUGAUUCAGAGAGCAGCGAUGAACGUCAAAUGAGUGGAGAUAACCGGGCCAUAUGCCUCAAUUUACAGAGGAUUCCGUUCGUUUAUACAGCAACAAUUAUUCCUGUAGUGAGAAUCUAGCAAGUAUCAUGGGUCGCAUCUUACUCGGUUUGCAAUCCUGUGCAAACAAAGUGUCAUUUACACCGAAUGGACCCUAGACUGCUUGCGAGACGUUCGGUUCCACGGUAUCACUGGGCAGUGUUACUGAUAGUAUGAACUCUUUUCAAGAACGCAUCAUUGCAACCGCCUUCGCAAACUUCCGCUAGGGAUGGCUUAAAGGCGAGAAGGCUGGCUGGCAUUUCCUCUCGUAGGCUAUAAGAAGACCAUGCCCCUCGAAUCGCCUGUGGGUUUUCUCAUUAGUGCCAUCGCGUCCUCUCCAUUAUCGUCAUUACAUUUUGACCUCGGCACCGCAUCCGCAAUAGCAAUUUUUUUCGGAGGACAAGCAGCAGUAUCCGCACUUGCAUUACGGCCGCUGUCUGGUUGGAAAUGGUGGCAUGGAACGUACAACGCACCUGGAUGCCACGCAAUUGUGUGGGUGCUAGUUAGAGCUUGGUUGCGGAGCUCCAUCUCGUCGUAUUCCGAGACACUCUCGCUAUCUCUCGGCCUCGAUGGCCAGAAAGGGCCCAAAUACAUUGCAUCGCAGUCGGGAACGAUCAUGCAACAGACUCGCCAUAUUGCAUACAUGCUAGUUAACAGCGGCUGGAGGGGCAAGGAGUAUAAUCCAACGGUCGUUGGUCAGAGAGUCAGCCCGACGCCGAUGCAGUUGUUCAUCGUGAACCUCAGGGAGAGUGUUCCAACGGGAAAUGAUACGCUGCCCCCAAGAAGUUAUCGUCACACCUCCUUGUCCAUCAUCCCUAUCGCCACUAGCUUUGCAGCUUGCGCCAUUUGCGCCAUUGCCGAGGACUGGCUGUCCCUUGCGAUGAUUUUGCUUGGGAUGGUCACAUCCGGCAUCACUUCUUUCGUCAUGAGCACUGGGAAGAUCACCCUUGAACGGCUCAGACCAGCAGAUGGAGUCCCACCCGGAGAUGGCAUGCUAUUAUCAGAUACCCGCAUCGUCAUAUUGAGAGGCAACGAGGAGGACGUAAAUGCUGUAACCAAGGGAAAACUGAGGUUGAACCUUGGAGGAGGUCGAAAAAUCCUCCUUCUCUGCGCAUCCAUAGCGUUGUUGCAAGUUACCCUACAGCUCGUCCUUAUGCCUUUCAGGUCGCCGCAAGGACAACUCGCAUUCCUGCUAUCAUUCCUGAUGUCUGGGGCAUGCAACCUUUAUCUAUCAGCAAUGGAAGAUGACAUACAGUCGAGUGCCCUCCUCACCCUACUGAAGACUCCGGAGGUGAAGACUUACCAAGCCAGUUCUAGAGCAUGCGCUGCCGUUUUAGCAUGCCUAGCGCUCUGUUGGGGGUCUGACACGGAACCCUUGCAAGUCCUCCAGGAGAUAGUGCCCACCAACGAGCCAAGAACAUGGAAAGUCUGGUCUGAGUUUGUUGUGGAGAGUAUUCAGAACAGGAGUACGCAACUUAUAUAUGGGGAUGAUUUGACGGGCGACAUGAACAAACGGGAAAAGGUCCUUUUGACCGAGCUGGUUGAUGACGCUCAGGCAGCGUACGAUCAGUAUAUGGAGGACCACAGGGACAAUAUCUCCUAGCGUGUUUCGCCUCCGGCCCUACUGCUAAUCAUGUCCGUUCGCGGCCUUUCAUUCCCACGCUUUUUACUUAUGCGCGCGACUGCACUGUGCUACUUAAGUACUAUAAUUACUACCACCACUAAGUAGGAUUGUUCUUCACUCAGUCAUGUCAUCUAUUGCGAAUUAUCUUGCUGAUAUUCCUGUUCUCGUGCGCGUCAAUGAUUUCUGUCCUGCAAAUUGAAUCGCUCCUGAUCGAGUCAGUUCUUCGGAUCAUCAUAUUAUCA
This is a messenger RNA of Suillus paluster, 2023 nucleotides long. RefSeq lists its product as uncharacterized. Bases 444 to 1760 code for a protein of 438 amino acids. Lineage: Eukaryota; Fungi; Basidiomycota; Agaricomycetes; Boletales; Suillaceae. The record is from RefSeq and is a predicted model, not a curated record. The transcript has 2 exons.